GCACCAUCGGUGUCUCGUGGCUGAAAAAAGUUGUUCUAUCAAAAUAAUACUUGAUAAUCUUUACUUAUCUGAACAAAUUUGAACUCCGAAUCAAUUGGAUAUGGACACCACAAACUCAAACGCAAACCUGCCCGAUUCUUGGGACUCGAUAGAAGAUCCAGGGCCAGGAGAAGACUCGUCUAUUUCUACACAAUUCAAGAAAUUGAAUGUGAAUGCCACUCCAUUUGUACCAAAUGUCUUCGCACCGGCGUUUGUCCCAGCUUCUGCUAAGCCUCCACAAACACAAGUGAGCGAAGAAGCCACUUCGACUUUAGAAUCAGUUAGGGAYGAAAAGCAUGAAAAUGAUACACAAAUGAACACAGAAAAUACUGAUAUCAAUACAGCAACACAAGAGCAAACRACACAUGCUCAAGAGACAACAGAYGAACCAAUGGAAGAAGAGGAGGAAGAAGUUCCCCUAGAAACUAAAGCAAAACCUAAAAAGAAACCUGAAGUUUUACCUGAAGAGGAAGAAGACACAAGAGAACAUGUGAACAUCAUUUUUAUUGGCCAUGUUGAUGCUGGUAAGUCAACUAUUGGUGGCCAUGUUAUGUAUCUCACAGGACAAGUAGACAAACGAACAUUGGAAAAAUACGAAAGAGAAGCCAAAGAGAAAAAUAGAGAAACAUGGUACUUAUCAUGGGCACUAGAUACCAAUCAAGAAGAAAGAGACAAAGGAAAGACAGUUGAAGUUGGACGUGCAGCCUUUGAUACAGCAAAAAAGCAUUUUACUUUACUGGAUGCACCAGGUCACAAAAGCUUUGUGCCAAACAUGAUCAGUGGUGCAGCUCAGGCUGAUUUAGGAGUACUGGUUAUUUCUGCUCGUAAAGGGGAGUUUGAGACAGGUUUUGAAAGAGGUGGUCAAACCAGAGAGCAUGCCAUGUUAGCGAAAACYGCUGGAGUCAAACAUUUAGUUGUGUUGGUAAACAAAAUGGAUGAUCAAACUGUGGAGUGGUCUGAAGAGAGAUAUGAAGAAAUUAAAGUUAAACUUACACCUUUCUUAAAGAAAGUAGGAUUUAAUCCCAAAACAGAUAUUAUGUACAUGCCCUGUUCAGGGUUAACAGGGGCCAAUAUCAAAGAAAGUUUGGAUCCCAAAGUGUGUCCUUGGUAUAGUGGUAAACCAUUCUUAACCUAUAUAGAUGAGCUGCCAUCAUUAGGAAGGUCUGUUGAUGGACCAGUCAGAAUACCAGUAGCUGAUAAGUACAGAGAAAUGGGAACAAUAAUUCUUGGUAAAGUUGAAUCUGGUAGAAUAAAUAAAGGACAGUCAUUAAUAUUGAUGCCUAAUAAGGUUAAUGUUGAAAUAUUAACAGUCAUCUAUGAUGAYGAAGAAAUGAAUAAUGCAAAAGCUGGCGACAAUGUCAAGUUGAGAUUAAAAGGAGUUGAAGAAGAGGAUGUAUCUCCAGGUUUUGUCCUUUGUUCACCUGAUAGCCUUUGUCACACCGUUAGGACAUUUGAUGCACAGGUGGUAAUUUUAGAGCAUAAGUCAAUAAUUUGUGCAGGUUACAAAGCUGUUCUACAUAUUCAUAAUGUAGUGGAAGAAGUUUCUUUUGUGGCACUGAUUGGCUUGAUUGAUAAAAAGACAGGCAAAAAAGUACCAGAAAGACCAAGAUUUAUCAAACAAGACCAAGUCGCCAUAGCACGACUACAAACAUCAGGUGUUAUUUGUAUAGAAAAGUUUGCUGAUUUUCAACAGAUGGGCCGAUUUACACUGAGAGAUGAAGGUAAAACUAUAGGUAUUGGAAAAGUCCUGAAAUUAGUUGGCCAGUAAGUUACAUGUAUGAGAAACUAACAGCCAAGAAGUGGUUUUGGGUGACAUUAUCUAUCAAUUCAUUGGGUGUAUUAAUGAACACUGCUGAGAUUGACGACUGCUUAGCUACUUGAAGCUAAAACAAAGCAAAGAAACAUCCAGAAGAUGCUCCAUGGACAUCAUGUUUUUAUUCAGUGUGAUUACUGUAUCAAGGAGAUCAAAGAAUAUGCUUGACUUUAAUGAGGAUCAAAGCUCUAGCCUCCUAGACUUAGUGCUAAUUUAUAGAUUUGUAAAAAUGGUAAUAAACAUGUAGAACUAGAGAUAAAUAACAGGAAAGAAUUAUUACUUAAAAUAUUAUCAGAAAACACUAAGAAACAGUUAUUUUACAUGUUUCUAAAAACUCGUCAUCAGUUGACAUAUUCACUUCAAUUGUUGUCUACUGCAUGGAUCGCUGUCAGAAUCAAAAUAAUGAAAUAUUUUAGGAUUGCUAAUCUGCACUCAAAAGUACAUCUAUUUAGUAUGAAAAAUGUAUGCCAUCUUGGUAUCUUAGAUAGUGAUGUCUUCAACCAUUUUAACACAUAGAGAGAUUGCAGCAUUCUUGAAAUAUUUCUACUUUGUACUUAAAUGUGCAUUUGUUAAAAUCAAUGUAAAAAGGAUGUUUUAUUUGACUGCAGAUCUACAUGGCCCUACAUGUAAUAGAAGUCAUUUUACCAAAGUGUGACUUCUGUAGUAAGCAAAAUUAUCUGUUGCAUUAUGUUUGGUAAACAAUUUAUGAUGGAUUGACAUUUAUCAAUAUAUAACUUUCAGCUAGUGAAUAUUAUUUAAAGUACUGUUUUGAUGGCUACCAGUUACAUCUUGUAAGGUGGCUAUACAGCAAUUGACUUUGCAGUGGUAGAAUAAUGUUUUUUUUAUGCAAAAAGGCAAGGCUACUUUUCAAGAUAUGAAAGAAGGCUGUUGCCUGUGUUCAGCUGAACCAAAACUGUCAUUGUGUCGACAGUUUUGGUUUGGCUGAAUUCAGGAUAAGAAGGCUGUGGAGAGGUAAAAACUCAUUUAGAGAAAAUUAAAACUAUUUCCUUCUGUGA
This is a messenger RNA of Exaiptasia diaphana, 2868 nucleotides long. RefSeq names its product eukaryotic peptide chain release factor GTP-binding subunit ERF3A. Gene Ontology annotation, biological process: translation. The transcript has 17 exons. Gene Ontology annotation, molecular function: GTP binding; GTPase activity; translation release factor activity. Bases 101 to 1807 code for a protein of 568 amino acids. The record is from RefSeq and is a predicted model, not a curated record. Lineage: Eukaryota; Metazoa; Cnidaria; Anthozoa; Actiniaria; Aiptasiidae. Gene Ontology annotation, cellular component: translation release factor complex.